This is a messenger RNA of Penicillium longicatenatum, 1596 nucleotides long. RefSeq names its product MFS general substrate transporter. The transcript is spliced from 10 exons. NCBI's taxonomy places the organism in Eukaryota, Fungi, Ascomycota, Eurotiomycetes, Eurotiales, Aspergillaceae. The record is from RefSeq and is a predicted model, not a curated record. The coding region runs from base 1 to 1596 and encodes 531 amino acids. Gene Ontology annotation, cellular component: membrane. Gene Ontology annotation, molecular function: transmembrane transporter activity. Gene Ontology annotation, biological process: transmembrane transport.
AUGUCUUCGAAUCCUCAUGAAAUGACCCUUGUUGCUGGGUCUUUGGCAAAUGAUCCACCAACAAAGAAUUCCCAACAGGAAAGACGAUCUAUGGACAAAGUCUACUCUCUCGACGCCGAGACCCAAUCGGUGACAGAAAUGGGGACUGGCGAAAUCAUUUCUUCGUCUGAUUACACAAAGGAGGAGUAUAAGCGCUUGACGAGAAAAAUCGACUGCUUCCUUCUCCCGAUGAUGUUCUUUUUCUAUGGCAUCCAGCAGACCGACAAGACUUCCACAAGUAUUCAAGCCCUGUUUGGAAUGGAAAACGACUUGGCACUGCAAGGCCAGCAAUACCAAUGGCUGACGACGAUCUUCUAUCUGGCGUACCUUGUUGGCGAAUUCCCUUCAGUGUAUCUGCUUCAGAGGUUCAACCCUGGCCGCAUUCUUUCGAUUUACAUGACAAGCUGGGGUAUUUGUCUCAUUUGCAUCAGUGCAGCCCAAAGCUGGUCACAAAUGAUGGCCUUGCGUGCCCUGCAAGGCUUCUUCGAAAGCAAUAUUUCAGCUGGGUUUCUUCUCCUCACCGGGAUGCGGUAUCGCACAGAAGAGCAUGCUAACAGAUCGCUUUUUUGGCAAUCGUCUGAAGGGUUCUUUUCAAUUGUGUGUAACCUCAUCCUAUAUGGAAUUGCUAGACAUGUCGAGGCAUACGGCAGGAUUGCAGCUUGGCGUUGCAUUUCACUGUUCCUUGGAUCUCUGACACUUGCUGGGGCGGUCGCUGCCUUUUUUCUUCUUGGUUCGCCACAUGAAGUUCGAUGGUUGAAUGACAACGAAAAAAGGAUGGCCGCCGCACGAACAUUUGACAACCAAAUGGCUCCGGAUACGACCGGAAGGGAAUGGUCAUGGCCACAAGUGAUUGAGACAUUUCAGGAUCCUCAACUAUACUUUUCCGUCGCCACUUCUUUUCUAGUCAACAUUCCCAAUGGGGGAAUCACAACUUUCGGUUCCCUAAUGUAUGAAACAUUUGGUUUCAGUGACUGGGAGUCCAUGCUAUAUGGCUGUCCACGAAAUGCUGUCUAUGUUGUCGCGUUUCUGGCUGUCGGAUACUACACACGAAAAGUGAAGAAUCAACGAAUGUGGGUGAUGAUAGCGAGUUGCAUCAUUCCCUUUGCUAGUUUUUUGGUGAUGUCCCUACUCCCGGAUACGCCUCAAUACAAAUGGUUAAAAUGGGGCAUGUACAUCAUUAAUGUCGUUUUCUCACUUACCAUCUUUCUUGGCUGGAGUCUAAUUCCGUCCAAUGUUGCUGGGAGGACCAAGCAGACUGUUGUCUCAUCCAUGACCUUGAUUGCUUACUGUAUGGGUAACAUGGCCGGUGCUCAGGUCUUCAAAACAGACGAUGCUCCCCGAUAUGUCUCCGGCACUAUUGCCUGCUCCGUCUGUUUUGCCCUCGCAACCAUCAAUAUUCUGGCCUGGAGAUCUUGGUACGUGUGGAUGAACAAGCGACGAGAUCGCCUCGCUGCUGAAAGUGAACUCUCGAAGGAGGAGCAAGAGCAGCGGGGACGUGAGCUGGGUGAAAAUAAUGUGACAGACCUAAAGAAUCCUUAUUCCCGCUACACAAUGUAG